Messenger RNA from Haliotis rubra (blacklip abalone), 3663 nucleotides. Its product is annotated as IQ domain-containing protein H-like. The record is from RefSeq and is a predicted model, not a curated record. Lineage: Eukaryota; Metazoa; Mollusca; Gastropoda; Lepetellida; Haliotidae. Gene Ontology annotation, molecular function: protein binding.
GCUGUUUGAUCUGUUGCUGCGAAACGUCAGGGGCUUGACAUGUGGAUCGUACCUCGGAUUGUUGUUGAUAGCCCCUCGUCCAUAAACAUCAAUGAUGGAGUUUAAUUCAGUGCAGUAAAGGGAGUAAAUAACCAUCGAGGCUUCCAAAAUGCCAGUUAUGACUGAGUUUGAAACCAAACCCGAAGAUGUUGGCCAGAUCCUUGUCAAAGUUCAAGAUGAUCUACGGCAGCUGAAGGAACAAUUGCUGGCCCAAGGGGAUGGUCGCACCAUCAACGUAGCUGACCUGGAGACUGCCCUUGCCAAGACAGAGAAAGGGCUGCAGAGACGAACAGAAGAAGUCGUCCACCAAAUCAAUAACUCUGUAACAACAUUGCCGUUGUCGGACUCAAAUAUCCAGGAUGACCACUUCACUACGCUGGACACGACAUGGGACCUGCGGCAACCAGGAAGGUUGGGAGUUUCUAAACAAGCUAGUUAUCUCAGUCAGCAGUCACAUCCAGCACUGGGGGGCAGACCAUCUUUCCAGCCGCUACCCCCAGGGGCUAAACUUCCUCUCAGACAACCAGUGCAGAGCCAGGGACUCACACCAGGACAACAGCACAAGCAACAGUGGGGUCUGCGUGCAGUCUACAACCCAUACAACUCACAGAGCCGGAAUGUCCUUCAGGAGAACUACGGCAUCCAGCUGCCACUGAUUGCGGACAAGAGAGAUGCCAGGCCUCCACCAAAGCCAGUGAUGGGUUCGACUAUAGAGCACUUGAGUGUGUUGCCAAAAGCCAACAGGGUUGACGCUCAGCUUGCCCCUCCCCCUAUCAACGAGGGCGAUGCUCAGAUGGGGAUCCUGAGUCUUUUGGAGCGAGGCCUGAUACCUCCAGCUGCCCAGCUGACCCUUGACCCCUCCCCAGUCAAACAGAUGGUGGCACCCCUACAUGAUCCUCAGGACAGAAACAAAGCACCAGCAAUAUCAGGUAACCAGGGAGGGGAUGUGCCCCACCCAAACCUUCCUUCACCCCUUCAAGCAAGUUUGCCUGGAUUCAAGCCAUCAGUAUGCGGAAUCCACCUAGACAACCAAUCACGACAGCAGAGUGACGGAGUCCUACAUUUCCUCCAACAAGAUGCGUCGAUGACAUCUAAAGUCUGCCCCACGCCAGAAACCCGUUCCACGUCUGCUCGCACCAGAAUGUCGUCUGCUACUGGUUUCUCCAAAACCCCUGCCACCAUCAGGACGUAUGAGAUGCCUCUCCAGCCCUUGCUUCCACCAUUGCCUCCCCCGACGACACCAGCCAGCGGGGACUUUAAAGCCCUCAGUCACAGGUUCGCUCUGCAGAACGGGAAGGCGCGGGAUACACAACCAGAGUUCCUGGCCUUCAAACAGCACUAUUGUCUCACCUGGGGCAGCAUAGUUUCAAUGAUUCGCCACCUGGAGAGACUGAUGACAAAGUACUCUGUGCCAGUAGCCUUCAUCAGUGGAGACAAACUGGCCGAUCUCUCCAUGGAGUUUGAGCUGGAAAUGGCCCCAACUGUGGAUGAUCUGCUGACAGUUGUAGUGAACCGAGAUGACGUGGAGGCCAUCAUACGUAGGCCGGGUCGUCGCUACCUUGGUUACAAUGGCCAGGAGGUUGCUGCCACUCACAUCCAAUCAUCAUGGCGCCGGUACAAGGACAGGUCCGUGUACCUGGACUAUCGGCGCCACAAGUGGGCUGCAGGUGUGAUUGCGAUCUCCUGGAUCAUGCACAUCAAGAUGGUGAAGGUCCGGCAGCAGCUGAAACAGACCAGACUAGACCAGCUGGAGAGCUUCAGGAUGAGGUCAAAGAAAUUUGCCUUGGCCUGGGAUCGGAUCAAGAUGUCCAAGCGUGUGGUCAUCCACCUGCCGUCUCUCGGACUGACUCAGAGUAUUCGUGACAGUAUACACGAGUUUGGGAUCCGUCAGAACACUCAGAUGGCCCGACUCUGUGACAUCAGAGAUCCCAAUGUUGAUGUAAUCUUUGUGUCCCCCGUGCCCCUGAGUGACGAGACGCUGCAGUACUACUUCAAACUACUUGGGCUCAAGUCUGCGGUGGACAGCGGUAUGGUCGAGGACCAGUGUGACAUGACAGAGAGAUACAAGAUCAUCGUCCCCGAGGCCAUCAAGAGUUUUCCAACACAUCGCAUGUGUCUGGCCACGCUGCUCAGAUACAGCCCCGAGACUCUGAAGAGGAUCAAGAACCUGAUCCGUGGGCGUGAGGCGUUCAUCGUGACCGGGGUCCCCCACAAGGAUGACCUGGGAGUGGCUGACAUCCUGGAUGUGCCGAUCCUCUCCCCGGAGCCAGACGUAGCUCACCUGUACUCAACCAAAUCGGGGAGCAAGAGAAUCUUCAACAGUGCUGGUGUGGACAUCCCACCUGGAGAGUAUGAUGUGUACAGUCUCGGUCAGCUUCAUGAAUGCCUUGCCCAGCUGGUCACAGAGAACCUCGCCGUCAAGCGCUGGCUGUUUAAGCUGGAUGAUGAGUUUGAUGGCCGUGGUAUUGCAUACUGUGAUAUCCCCAGCUACCUCAAGUGUUACAACUGGGCUCUCAAGGAGUCACACCGCUAUGGAGAAAAGUGGAGCAAGAAGUGGGCACAGGAAGCGGCAUACAUCAAGAUUCACGCCGAGAUACCCGAUGUCCUCACUGAGCAUGCAACACCCAUCAACACUGAAAUAUACAAAACAUGGGACAAAUUUCUGGAAGCAUUUUUAAGUCAAGGUGGAGUUAUUGAAGCAUGUCCACCUUCAGAGAGCAUCACAUGUGUCACGGUCGACAUGAUGAUUGAACCCAGCGGUAUCAUCAACAUUCUCACCUGUGGCGAUCAGAUCCAUGCCGAGACACCCUUCUCCUGCUGGGGCCUGUCUCUCCCUCAGUCUUCCAUUGAGCCCGAAACUCUUAACACAGCAUGCAACAAAGUGGCUGAGGCCUGCAAGUCCAGGGGCAUUGUGGGAUAUUACACCAUAGACUUUGUCACGUUUAUUGAUGGAAAGACGAUGGAACAGAAGCUGUGGGCCCUGGACUUGAGUCUACGUUACAGUGACACCCUGGCCAUGUUCCAGCUGGCAGCCUACGUCACGUCGGGCUCCCUCGACACCAGCACACACACGCUCAACGUCUCACCAAGCAAGACGGACAAGAAACCCAAACGCCGGCGGCUGCAGGGGCAGGAGGAGGUCUCACCUAGUUCUACUCGCUAUGCUGUAAUGAGUACACGUCUGCUCCACACCAACCUGGCUGUCGUCCAUUAUAGCGUGUUCUUCCAGAUGUGUCGGGCUCACGGUAUAGGAUACGACAUCAAGGAGAAGCAGGGUACUGUGUUCACCCUAGUGGACAGCUUCAACAGAGAGAGACUGGGAAUGCUCACCAUCGGUGACAACCUGCAGGGUGGACUUGCUACGUUUGCUCUCAACAUGUCCGUCAUCCACCAAGAGAUCUCGGCACCCAACAUGCAGGGCAACACAAACUUCAAGGGCGCCAUUGAGGACAUAGAGGGAAUUCUGGGAACUACAAUCCAGAACGCUGAGCAGCAGAUGGAGGAGGCCAAACAAGAGGAGGAGGAGGCCUAGGUCCAGCAUCACCAUCAUCACAGGAGAUUGUCCGCCGAGAUUAACAUUCCUAAAACUGCUGAACAUUGCAGGCAGCAAAGAAAAAGCCAAAA